CCUUGUGCUUGGCUCGAGACUUUACAGGACAUGGCUCUCAACCGACACUAGUGGCGCGUCUGCUGCCGUCUCCCAAUCAGAUUGCCUGUUUAAAGUGUGUUUCGUGCUGAGUUAGCUGCGCGGUACUGGCUGAUUAUGACGCGUGGCAGUGAAAGCCGCAAGGAAGCUGUCUUGCCGAUGCCGACUUAUCUUUGCAAGAUAGCCAGCUGUUUGCGACGGUAUGUUGUCUACACAAGGUGUAGGCGCCUUGGCCCUUAAAGUUUGCUUAGAGCAUUAAGAUUUUCAGCUCGAAGCCUUCAAGUCCCAAAAUGUCUCGUCUUUUAGAUCAGCCUAAAGAGCAUGAGUGUAAUUUGAAAAAGAAACUAGCUGAGCUAGCAGAAGAAGUUUCCAUUCGGGAAGAUGAUGUAAGACAUCCUUCCGUUUUCAACCAGUAUAAUUCUAACAAGAUGAAAAUCAAACCGGCUGCUGGAGAUGCUUGUCGGGAGAGCUUGUCAACUUUAGAACUUCUUCCAGUGUCGGCUCAUAAAGCGCGUUGGGAACAGCUGAUGGCUACCAAGCGUACAGAACACCCACAAAGCUCGCUUGUCAAGACGCGUAUGGCACAGUUUACUGGACGGACAGUUCCUAGUGCUAACAGUUAUGGGAAAUAUCCACCAGCGCUAACCCCUAAGCCUGGUCCUGCAGACGUAGCCAGGAGCACGCUUAGCCAAGCUGAACGGGAGCGUUUAGAGCGUCAGGCUGAACUGGAGGAGUUGAGACGAAUGAGGCGCCGGCCUUUAGAAGAGAUUCAUGGUACCGUUGCUAUGCACCAUUCCUCAUCAGCCACCUCUUUGAAUUCGGUCAAAUCUCCACGAACUGACGACUUCACUUUACCCCCUGCUCCGUCGCCUACUCGUGUUACGGAAACAACUGUUUGUGACACUGGCGCCGUCUCUCCGCCUCAUGCGACACUCGAAGAGUUAUCGAGGUGUCAUGAUUCGCCCGAAAAUCCAUCGCCAUCACGCGAAACUGAGGAGACUGUUGUACCUGAGGUGUCGAAAUUUCAGUCGGACUUUGAUGAGCCUGCUGACGCUGUCCCCGUACCCUCAGAAGAUGAUAUUCCGUUGGAUGUCCUGGCUUCCUCUCGAGAAUAUUACUCCCGUCCGAAAUUCUGCGCCAAUCGAGCGGGCGAAAAGGUGUCCACCGAACAACUUCCUCGCCAAAGAUCGGUCACCUUUGAACCUGCACUGGGAACAGCACCAGGAGAUACAACUUCUGAAGGAACCAUUGACAGUGACGUCGGCUCCCUCUAUUGCAGCACCAGUCAUUCUGCACCAUCUCCAUCUACAGCUCUUGAUACUUGUGUCCGACCAUCUUCAGAUACAACCCGCUUCGUUCACGAUCGUGAUUCGGAUGAAAUCAGCGGUUCGUGUAAACAUUUUGGUUUAUUUUUCUUCGAAAUUCACACAUAAUUCUCCCUUCAGGUUUCCCGCUAACAGUCGGUUUAGAUGAAUCCUACCUUAUACACCGUACUCUGUUUACAAAGUGGAAAUGAUGCCCCGACUUUGUUAUGGUUCACACUCCCCGUAGAAAGUCGAACCUAUUGUUGCCCUGGGAGCGCGAGCGCUCUAUCGAUUCCUUCUCGAAGACAUCUCAUCGUUCUUUUAUAGUUCUCCAACGGCGGUGUUUCCCCAGCAUAUCUAAUCGCUAUUUUGUUACACCGUCUCUGCAAUUAAACAGGUUCAUUAUACGAUUAGGACACUCCCUGAUGCGGAUAGGACCGCUCUGUCGACCCCACUGAAACAACAACCGUCCCUUUAGAACUGGUUUUCGGUGGAUCGCAGAAAUGCAAAGAAAAUAAAAAAUAACGUAAUAUGUCUACAACGAGAACUGAACAGUACAAUACGUCGUUAACGUGAAUGAUCUUAACCUAAAUGUUCUUCGUUUUAGUAAAAUUUUAUGUCCAU
Dicrocoelium dendriticum is the source of this 1946-nucleotide messenger RNA. The record is from the annotation of a GenBank genome assembly. NCBI's taxonomy places the organism in Eukaryota, Metazoa, Platyhelminthes, Trematoda, Plagiorchiida, Dicrocoeliidae.